Coregonus sp. 'balchen' is the source of this 5521-nucleotide messenger RNA. NCBI's taxonomy places the organism in Eukaryota, Metazoa, Chordata, Actinopteri, Salmoniformes, Salmonidae. The record is from the annotation of a GenBank genome assembly.
CGUUGUCAUAUUCUGUUCCUGGUUGAAAAGAUGGCGGCUAAUCAAUCUUUGCGCCAAUUAGUCCCUCCAUCCCUGUCUGCUAAAGUGGAAGGGUAUGUUGACAGCUAUGUUUAAUACUCUUAUGAUCCGUGUUUUAACUAUAUCUAAGCUAUACAAUCAAAGAGACAGUUCAACAGAAUUGUGUUUAGUCAGGAAGACGGCAGCGUGGUACGUAGGCUAGCAGCGCCAGCUAACGUAAGUUGGCUAGCAAGCUAUAUCACAUUUUACAGCUAGCUAGCUAACUUAGCUACUGGAAGUAGGCUAGUGUGAUUAAGUUUAGCUUUCUGUAUUGGCACCUGAUAGUUCCUUGGCUCCUGGUCAAUCAAAUUACAGUUCAGAUUCACUUUUGUUAGCUACAGCAUCUAACGUUACCAACGACGCGUUUGUUUUUGAAUGCUAAUCAGACCAGAUCAAUUCUGAAUGAAGUGGCAUCAAUAAAUGGUAUAUCUCUGGUGCUAUUCCAGCAAACAUUUAAAAAAAAUGUGGUUUAGCCUUGAUAGCUGAUGUCAAACGAUUUAAGCUUUAAAAACAUGUUUUGGCUUAAAAUAAGGAGGACUGUAGGAACUAGAACUGGGGUGUUACGGGGGGCCAGUAUGAAAAUGUAUGCACUCACUAACUGUACGUCGCUCUGGAUAAGAGCGUCUGCUAAAUGACUUAAAUGUAAAACUCUUACCCUACGAGGUCCGGAGCCUAAAGGCUUUCUGUUCUACCUGAUAAUUAAUUCCACCCACCUGGUGUCCCAGGUCUAAAUCAGUCCAGGUUAGAGGGGAACAACGGAAGAAAAUGCAGUGGAACUGGCUUCGAAGUCCAAAGUUGAGUUUGAGGGAUAUAGAAGAUUGAGGAAGUAAGGAACCAUAGAUGUCAGAGAUGGUUUGAUCAGAUGAACAUGUGUGUCUAUCCUUAGUUCACCUGGGGGGGGGGGGGGGGUAGGUCAAGCCAUGCCCGUUCUCCGUAGUUGCCUCAGGUGCUAAACUGUGAGGAUUCAUAACUUAGUUGUUGUCAGCAACAUGUCAAGAAAUUGCAUGGGCUGAGUCAGAUUGAUCUGCACCCUUCCUUAAUUGUACAGUAUGAGUCAAAAGUUUGGACACCUAGUCAUUCAAGGGUUUUUCUUAAUUUUUACUAUUUUCUACAUUGUAGAAUAAUAGUGAAGACAUCGAAACUAUGAAAUAACACAUAUGGAAUCAUGUAGUAACCAAAAAAGUGUUAAAAAAAUCAAAAUAUAUUUUAUAUUUGAUAUUCUUAAAGUAUAGCCACCCUUUGCCUUGAUGGCAGCUUUGCACACUCUUGGCAUUCUCUCAACUAGCUUCACCUGGAAUGCAUUUCCAACAGUCUUGAAGGAGUCCCCACAUAUGCUGUGCACUUGUUGGCUGCUUUUCCUUCACUCUGCCUCCGACUCAUCCCAAACCAUCUCAAUUGGGUUGAGGUCGGGGAUUGUGGAGGCCAGGUCAUCUGAUGCAGCACUCCAUCACUCUCCUUCUUGGUAAAAUAGCCCUUACACAGCCCGGAGAUGUGUUGGGUCAUUGUCCUGGUUGAAAAACAAAUGAUAGUCCCACUAAGCCCAAACCAGAUGGGAUGGCGUAUCGCUGCAGAAUGCUGUGGUAGCCAUGCUGGUUAAGUGUGCCUUGAAUUCUAAAUAAAUCACAGACAGUGUCACCAGCAAAGCACCCCCACACCAUAACACCUCCUCCAUACUUUACGGUGGGAACCACACAUGCGGAGAUCAUCCGUUCACCCACACAGCAUUUCACAAAGACACGGCGGUUUGAACCAAAAAUCUCAAAUUUGGACUCAUCAGACCAAAGGACAGAUUUCCACUGGUCUAAUGGCCAUUGCUCGUGUUUCUUGGCCCAAGCAGAUCUCUUCUUCUUAUUGGUGUCCUUUAGUAGUGGUUUCUUUGCAGCAAUUCGGCCAUGAAGGCCUGAUUCACACAGUCCGCUUUGAACAGUUGAUGUUGAGAUGUGUCUGUGAAGCAUUUAUUUGGGCUGCAAUUUCUGAGGCUGGUAACUCUAAUGAACUUAUCCUCUGCAGCAGAGGUAACUCUGGGUCUUCCAUUCCUGUGGCGGUCCUCAUGAGAGCCAGUUUCAUCAUAGCGCUUUAUGGUUUUUGCGACUGCACUUGAAGAAAUGUUCAAAGUAAUUGAAAUGUUCCGUAUUGACUGACCUUCAUGUCUUAAAGUAAUGAUGGACUGUCGUUUCUCUUUGCUUAUUUGAGCUAUUCUUGCCAUAAUAUGGACUUGGUCUUUUACCAAAUAGGGCUAUCUUCUGUAUGCCCUCCCUACCUUGUCACAACACAACUGAUUGGCUCAAACGCAUUAAGACAGAAAUAAAUUCCACAAAUUAACUUUUAAGAAGGCACACCUGUUAAUUGAAAUGGAUUCCAGGUGACUACCUCAUUAAGCUGGUUGAGAGAAUGCCAAGAGUGUGCAAAGCUGCCAUCAAGGCAAAGGGUGGCUAUUUGAAGAAUCUCAAAUAUAAAAUAUAUUUUGAUUUGUGUAACACUUUUGUGGUUACUACAUGAUUCCAUAUGUGCUAUGUCAUAGUUUUGAUGUCUUCACUAUUAUUCUACAAUGUAGAAAAUAGUAAAAAUAAAGAAAAACCCUUGAAUGAGUAGGUGUGUCCAAACUUUUGACUUGUAGUGUAAAUCGAAACGUUGCUCCUAAUUUGUCAUGUGUUUCUUCCUCACACAGCUCAUUUGCAUAUCUGACAGUGAGAGACAGGUUGCCGACCAUCCUGACAAGAGUCAUUGACACCAUCCAUCGCAACAAAAACAAGUUCUUUGAGGAGUUUGGAGAGGUAAGGAUAACCAUCAUCACUGGUCCAUCCUAAGCCACUGUGCUAUAAUCAUCCAAAUGUUGGACAUUUUGAAUUUCCUGACACAUCCUGAUCUCGGAUCAGCCUAUCCUCCCCCAAGUCCUUAUAAUAAACACACCAAAUUGACCUUAGAUCAGAGUCUAUGGUUCAACUUCAUCCUACUCCUCUUCUAUAUCAAAUCAAAUUGUAUUGGUCACAUACACAUAUUUAGCAGAUGUUAUUGCGGGUGUAGCAAAAUGCUUAUGUUCCCAUAGGAGGGAGUCCAGGCAGAGAAGAGGACCAUUGGCUUUCUUUCGAAGCUAAGAAAUGAGCUGCUGACAGACAAGCCUAUCCUGGUUCUGUGUGACGGCCUGGAGGACACUGACAGCUGGAACCAGUACCUCCAGAGACAGCAGAGGCUACUGGGGGAGCAGGACCCCGUCAGCUGGUUCAAGUCCCCCUGGCUCUACAUAGAGUGCUAUAUGUACCGCAGGAUACAGGAGGCCAUCUGGCUCAAGUGAGAACCAGUGCUGCUAAAUGUUAGCAUUAGCUUAGUCUUGAGAAGGGAAUGCAUAGAUCAGGGUUUCCCAAACUCGGUCCUCGGGACCCCAAGAGGUGCGCCAUCUGAUUUUUGCCCUAGCACUACACAGCUGAUUCAAAUAACUAAUCAUCAAGCUUUGAUCAUUUGAAUCAGCUGUGUCGUGUUAGGGCAAAAAUCAAAACGUGCACCCCUUGGGGUCCCGAGGACCGGGUUUGGGAAACGCUGGCAUAGAUGAUAGUGUUUCAUGAUGAUUCAUAAACAUCCCUGAUAAUCCCAUUUCAACCAAUGUUAUAACUGAUUUAUCAACUAUUAAUAUGCUACCUAUAAACCCUUUAUACAUGAUACAGUAAUAUAAAGAGUUAUCCAUUUAGUGUAUGUGUCUUUUAACCUUUCCCUUCUCUCUUUGUGUCUGUGCCAGUCCCCCCAUCAGCGACUUUGACGUGUUUAAUGAAAGCAAGACGCAGAGUUUCUUUGAGUCCCAGCAGGCUGUGAUAUCCCUGUGUACAUAUCUACAGGGAUUCAACAGGAACAUGGACGACCUCUCAGAGACACAGCUCAUGGAGCAGUUCCACAAACUACUACAGGUGAAUACUGCCAACAAUAUCAUAGGUGAAGAUGUGCAAACUUCAGGGGUUUAUUAAAAGGGGCCAGCUAAAUGUUGAUUGUUGAAAAUGAAAGUGAAUUGAAGUGAGGGGGGGGGGGAUUAUCACAGAUCAGGUGAUGUUUUGUCAUUUAAUCCCAAAUGUUACCAUCACAGUUUCUGUGAGUUAAUGUCUCUCUUCCUGCUCUCAGGUGUCUCUGUGGGGGAACAAGUGUGACCUGUCCAUCUCUGCUGGCAUGGAGAACUCUCAGAAGGCCAGUCCCAUUGACUCCCUGUCUGACCUGAAGUCUUUUAUCCUGGUGGACGACUCCAACAUGGUGUGGUCUGCUCUGACCUCUGCCCAGAGACCAGGGGAGGACGGCAAAACCACCCCAGGGAGGGUGGACAUCGUCCUGGACAAUGCUGGCUUCGAGCUGGUCACAGACCUGGUCCUGGCUAACUUCCUGGUGUCCUCUGGUCUGGCCAGGGAGGUCCGCUUCCAUGGCAAGUCCAUCCCCUGGUUUGUCUCCGACGUCACCGCACACGACUUCCAGUGGACCAUCCGCCAGACCCUGGCGGCCAAUCACAAGUGGAUGUCCAAGAGCGGCGUCCAAUGGCAGAGCUACGUACAGGAGGGCGUGUGGUCCUAUCACGACCACCCAUUCUGGACAAUGCCUCAUGAAUACUGUGACAUGGCGGGCGACGCGCCUGACCUCUACGCGACCCUGCAGGGAGCCGACCUGAUUCUGUUUAAAGGAGACCUGAACUACAGGAAGCUGACUGGGGACAGGGAGUGGGAUCACAUGGUGCCGUUUGAUAGGGCACUGAGGGGGUUCGGGCCAGCCCCCCUGUGCAGUCUGAGGACUCUGAAGGCUAACAUCCAGGUGGGGCUCCAGCCGGGGCAGGGGGAGAACCUCAACACCCAGGACCCCAGCUGGAUGACCAGCGGGAAGUACGCUGUGGUCCAGUUCUCCAGCCCUCACAGGGAACAGUAGACCUGUCUGGCACAGGAAGUGACGUCAACAUGUUCAUAAGAAGUGGUGUCAUCAUAAUCAGAGGAAGUAAGGGCGUGAGCAGGGGAAGUGUACUUGUAACCAUAAGCCAGGUUAGAGGUGUAGUGUGUUUUGUCGUAGAACUUCCUAAUGUAUUUAAAAUCUGAGAGUAGUUUAAAGGAGGAUGGUAGAGGGUACUUCAAAAAGAGGAGGGGAGAGUGUUGUUAAAUAUGGAGUGGCUGCGGAUCCGACUUCUCUGGAACCCUCUUCCCGACAGCUAAAGGGCCGAAGCUUCUGCGAAUGUGCGGGAUUCUCUACUUUACACAGUCUCUGCUCUACUCGUUCAGCUGCCCAGAGAACAGGCUACUCUGGCGAAAGGUGCUUGUUUAAUAAAGUUAGAGCCAAGCUGAAUCAAUGUCUGUAAGAUCACAUAAUGAUAAUAUUCUACAGAACCAAAUAAAAUAGCGUAGUAUAAAACACCUAAUUUCUUAUGAGAUUUUAGGAUGAUUGUGAGAAUGGUUACAUAUUUCUCUCAUGCAGCCUAAACUCAGCAGCGCACGCCACUCAGCAAAGGAAUGCU